AUGGUAGUGGAUACGACAUAUUAUGAUAUUUUGCAAGUAGAGCCAACUGCCGACGAAGCGGAGUUACGAAAAGCGUAUAGAAAGCAAGCUAUCAAAUUACAUCCUGAUAAGAAUGGGAAUGAUCCACGAGCAGCGGAAAAGUUUCAAGAUUUAGGUGAAGCGUAUGGGGUUUUGUCUAAUCCAGAUAGUAGAAAGAUUUAUGACCAGUACGGUGUUGAAGGCAUGAAGAAUCAUGCUGAACAAGCAGCUGCAAAUAUUGAUCCUAGUGAGUUUUUUGAAACGGUGUUUGGCGGAGUAGCAUUUAGAGACUGGAUUGGGAAAUUGGGGUUGAUGGACGAUUUGACUAAAUCUGCCGAAGUAUUAAAUUUGGAUGAGGAGGAGGAGGAGGAGGAGCAAGAGAAAGAGAAAGAGAGAGAGAGAGAGAGACAGCAUCAGCAGGCUACAUCUGCUGGCCACCACCACCAUCAACACCACAAUAGUCAUGGCUUUUUCAAUCAUUCUUCUAACGACGACUUCAAAGAGACUUCAAAUUCCAAUGGCUCUUUAAGUUCGAAUUUUGACUCGUUGACGCUAGCUGAUUCAACUAAAGGAAAUUCAAACAGCUUGCAUGCGAGAAAAGAGUCCACCAUCUCAUCACAAGAUUUGAAAAAGAAAAGGAAACAAAAAAUGACCAAAGAGCAGCGUGAAGAGAUUUUAAGAAUACAUGAAGAAGGAAGACAAGCUAAACUUAAACGGAUUGAAGAAUUAUCUCAGAAUCUUAUAAUUAGGAUUGAUGAUUACAGAGCAGCAUCUACCAAUCCAGAAGGAUUGAAACACUUUACUCGAAAAUUGAGAGAAGAAUUUGAUGAUAUGAAGGUGGAAAGCUUUGGUAUUCAAUUGUUACACCUUAUCGGUAAGAUCUAUACAAAUCAAGCUAAAGCGACAAUACAAGCAUCAAAGACUUUUGGUGUGAGCAAAUUAUACACCUCAGUAAAGUCUUCAAGCGAAACUGUAAAGAAUGGAUAUAGCAUCAUCAAAACAGCUCUUGAUGCCCAAGAAACUAUGGAGAAAGUCAUGGUUGAACAAGAAACAUUCCAGCUGAAACUCGAGCAUGGUUAUGAACCAACACAGAUUGAGAUUUCUCAACAAGCAGAAAGAGAAAGAUUUGUUACUGGGAAAUUCUUGGCUACUGGGUGGUCUUUGGUUAAGUUUGAGGUUACUAGUGUACUAAAUAAGGUUUGUCAAAAUGUCUUGCAUAGUAAAAAAUUGGGCAAGAAAGAAAGAGUUGCUAGAGCCAAUGCUUUGUUAUAUAUCGGAAAGGAAAUGUUGAGCAUUGAGAGAUCUCCAGAGGAAGACGAUGAUGCUAGAAUCUUUGAGGAGAUGAUGGCUGACGCUAAGAUUAAAAAGGAUAAGAAACGUGAAGGGAAACACCAUCUUUUUUGA
Lodderomyces oxycetoniae is the source of this 1422-nucleotide messenger RNA. RefSeq lists its product as uncharacterized. The transcript has a single exon. Gene Ontology annotation, biological process: protein import into peroxisome matrix. Gene Ontology annotation, cellular component: cytosol. The record is from RefSeq and is a predicted model, not a curated record. The coding region runs from base 1 to 1422 and encodes 473 amino acids. NCBI's taxonomy places the organism in Eukaryota, Fungi, Ascomycota, Pichiomycetes, Serinales, Debaryomycetaceae.